AUGGCAACCAUUUCAGGGGAUGACGGACCUACUGCGCCAGCCCCUCCUGUAGUCAAUGACCCCAAUUCAACACCUGCGACCAAAGAAGAGAAACCUCUGCCAAAACUCACACCAUCCGAGUUUCGCCAGUAUAACAGAAUGGCCGAACACAUGAACUAUUUCCACGACAACUUUCGCGCGACUUGGAAGGUCUUAUACGGAGCUUGCGAGGCACAGAAGAGGCCCAAGAACAUGUCCAUCCGCCAGUUCAUUAGCAUGGGCCAACAAUUCUGCCAUCACCUCACAGUGCACCACACAAUAGAAGAACAGCACAUUUUCCCUGUGCUAGCUAAAAAGAUGCCUGCCUUCAAAAAGGAACUCGAGCUUCUAACGCAGCACAAGCAGAUCCACAAAGGUCUCGAUAAGCUGGAAAAGUACCUGGAAGAUUGUGAAAGCGGAGAGAGGGAGUUGCGAUUGGGUGAGUUGAAGGAAAUUCUAGAUUCGUUUGGGGAUGUGCUAUGGCAACAUCUAGACGAUGAGGUUAAGCAGUUGGAGGCGGAGAAUAUGAGGAAAUACUGGAGCCUGGACGAGAUGAGGAGGAUUCCUAUGUAG
Messenger RNA from Alternaria atra, 591 nucleotides. RefSeq lists its product as uncharacterized. Bases 1 to 591 code for a protein of 196 amino acids. The transcript is spliced from 2 exons. The record is from RefSeq and is a predicted model, not a curated record. NCBI's taxonomy places the organism in Eukaryota, Fungi, Ascomycota, Dothideomycetes, Pleosporales, Pleosporaceae.